Molecule: messenger RNA, 1735 nt
Organism: Pseudovirgaria hyperparasitica
Lineage: Eukaryota; Fungi; Ascomycota; Dothideomycetes; Acrospermales; Acrospermaceae
Product: MFS general substrate transporter
Exons: 7
Coding region: 70-1578 (502 amino acids)
Biological process (GO): transmembrane transport; basic amino acid transport
Cellular component (GO): fungal-type vacuole membrane
Molecular function (GO): basic amino acid transmembrane transporter activity
Source: RefSeq, a predicted model, not a curated record
CAUUCCUAGAGCUUCACUGAUCGGCCAGGUGUUUAUCUAUGCAACUCUGAUACAUCAAUUCUACUGGCCAUGUUCCGUUCAGUCGCCUCUGAAUACGACAAGAUGGACCAAGCCAGCUGGAUCAUCAAUAGCUACAUCAUAGGCCUCAUUGUUGCACAGCCCAUGUAUGGGAAGCUUUCUGAUAUCUAUGGCCGCAAAGGUCCUCUUCUCCUGGCCUAUGUUUGCUACCUUAUAGGCGCCAUACUCGCUGGAAGUGGUGUAUCAUUUACGGGAGUCCUGAUAGGGCGCGCUAUUGCGGGCGUUGGCAAUAGUGGCAUCUCUGUCCUCAUCUCUACGCUCAUUGUAGAUCUGGUUCCUAUGCAAGAGGUGGCUGUUUGGCGUAGCUAUGUAUACGCACUAAAUAUGGCAGGUCGAGCCCUCGGACCCCCGAUUGGAGGUCUUAUUGCCGACAGGAGCAACUGGCGAUGGGCUUUCCUCUAUCAGACCCCGAUCGUACUGCUCACUAUCAUCUUUGUUUGGUGGAAGAUGGAGAUCCCAAACGCUGCGAAGAAGAUCGAAAACUACGCUGAUGAGGACCGCUCGAGCUGGACCAAGAAGCUUAAGCGAAUCGACUUUGGUGGAUCUAUAACCCUAGGCAUUGCAAACAUUGGGCUUGUGCUCUUUCUUGACGAGAUCUCGAAAGAUCUCAAUCUGGCACAGAACACGCUUGCGAUCGUUUCAAUGGUGAUAUGGCUCGUUUUCUUGGUCGCUUUUGCAGUCUGCGAGGGUUUCAUCGCCCAUGAACCCGUAUUGCCACUUCGACUGCUGAUCAAGCGGAAUGUUUUCGCUGCGUACAUGAUCCAAUUCAUGCAGACGGCAGCACAAGUCGCUCUAUACACAUCCAUGCCUCUGUACUUCAGGGUGACGGUAGGAGACAGCACGACCAGAGUUGCCCUCCGUCUCGCCAUAGUCACGGUUGGGACGAUCGUAGGUGGACUCAUCAGUGGAUUCGUAAUAAAGCGAACUGGAAAGUACAAGCGGCUCAUAUUCGUCUCAGUUGUCAUGUCCAAUAUUUCUUUGUUUGCCAUCUAUAUUCGAUGGCAGGGCAACACUGACUGGGCCGAGACGCUCUAUGGAUUUCCCGUUGGACUCGGCUUCGGCGUUUCUCUAUCUGCUGCAUUUAUCGGCUUGACCUUUCGCCUGGAGCCAUCUCAGAUUGCGAUAGCAACAUCUGGAUUCUACCUCAGCGUCAACCUUGGUAGUCUGUUUGGAGUUAGCAUAUCCUCCCUCAUAAUCGUGUCGAUAGUCAAGAAGAACUUGUAUGCAUCACUCAGUGGCUUUGAUAAUGCUACUGCAAUCAUCCAGAGUGUUGUAAGGAACUUUGAUGAGAUCAAUCGAUUGCCUGGAAAGGUUCAACUGCUUGUCCAGCGCGCCUAUAUCGAUAGCAUGAUUUCCGUUUGGCUUUUUGCAUUUAUCUGUGGCAUGCUCUCUCUUCUAGCCACUUUCUUAAUGCAAGAGACGUCGUCAAAGACAGAAGGGAAGAGACGUUCUAACAGAGACUACCGUACAAUUGCUAGUGAGGAGGAUGACGAUAUAUAGACUUUAAAAUAGAAGGCAAAGUUUAGAGUGUACAGAGCAUUUCACGAUGUUGGAGUUACAAUGUAUGUAUGUAUGGGGGCUUGAGAAGAUUCUGUAACUGGCACAAUUACCAGAUGUAUGUAGUAUGUAAUGUAUAGUAUUUGUAUCAAUGUGGCGG